Pseudo-nitzschia multistriata is the source of this 1267-nucleotide messenger RNA. The record is from the annotation of a GenBank genome assembly. Lineage: Eukaryota; Bacillariophyta; Bacillariophyceae; Bacillariales; Bacillariaceae.
CGCUCCCCCAAUCUCGAGAUAUCGAGAGAAAAAAGAAUUAUUUCAAGUCAACAUUUCAUACCUCUACUUGUUAGUUACAGGAUAGCAAUUUCUGCUUUAGUCGCCACGUUUGUUGCUAAUUCGAAUCAUCCAUUGUUUCAAUCGAAGAACCGCUUGCGUUUUUUAGUUUUCCGUUUUGCAAGAUACGAAUACGGCUACUGUUGGUUGCGAAACAAUCAUGUUCAACAGCAUCUCCUGGGGCGAGCUCGCCGUCCUAGGGGGCGUGGGGAUGGCAAUCACGGGAAAACGCGACCUCCCGAGGGCUUGCCGCUUUGUCGGCCACCAGCUCGGGCGGGUGGUGGGCUUCCUACAGGGUGGGAGGGCCCGUCUCGAUUCUUUCGCCCACCAAAAUGAGCUUAAGAGCCUGCAAAACGAGCUACGGUCUGGUCUUCGGGAACUGGACCGGGUCAAGACGGAACUAGCGGUGGCGGCAAGCUCGAGGGGGGCACUCGGGCGGGGGCUAGGGCCAACGACAGCUUCCGCGAACCACACCAAGAGCGCUACAAUCGAUAGCAACAGUAGUCUCGGAAUGAUCUCAAACCAAUAUAACAAAAACGAUAUCAUCAACGGGGAGCACAAGACGCUCGAUGCUGCGAUUCAAAGCGCCAUUGCCGGCUCCUCCACCAGCCAGAGAGAGCGCACCGCAGAGCAUCCACCGAAACCGCUCGGAAUCGAGUUCGAUGUGACGAUGGUCGAAACGGAACCCGAGAACAAUACUAUGAUCGACAACAAGGGCAACACUGCCCUCUCGCUUUCGCAGCAACACCUGCCGCCAGCCGCGCAGAGCGAGCGGGCAACAAUGGAAGAAGAAUGGAACAAGCAGGGGAUUGGCUUCCGGGCGCGUGCGGAAACCGGAUCAUGGAACUCAGACGCAACCACCACUUCUGGCGACGAAACCCGCGACACGACACGGGCUACGGGGAGCGAGCUGUUGGAAGACCUAGAGCGCAGCUGCCUGAUAUUCGAUCAAUACGAUCGGGUGGUGGGGGAACAAGAAGCGGAAACGGAGCGACGGAUCAAGCGGAUCCGAGACGAACGAACAGACGCAAGGGAGCGAGACAAGUUUCAGUGACCAAAAACUCUAGGGAAGCCGAGGCAUGGCAAACGAAACAGUGCGUCACACGCACCCAUCGAAAGCAACUAAGCGAUCAACAGAGUGAUAGCAAUCGCAGUUGCAAUCGCGACUGAGAAGGAUAACUACUUAUAGAAACAAAGAAUUUUAAUGCUG